AUGGCAGAGACACAACCAAUUAGCAUCGAAAAUGCCCGCGGCACGCUGAAAGUAAUUUUCUCCGAGGCGACGACAUCCGAGGAACGAGUCCGGUGCGCCAAACUCGCCUCUACGGCCUUCGGGAAGCCACUCACCCCGGAACGCUACCUAGAGCGAGAGGAGUAUCUCGCAAGUCACCCUCUUGCGCGAGGCACCGGCUGGCGAUGGUGGUGUCUCACAUUGGCCGACAACCCCGAACAUGUGUUGUCCAUGUGCAAGACGAUGCACAGGGAUCUACUAGUCCGGGACGGUUCCGCCACGGGCGGGGAAACGGUGGUGGCACGCCAGGAGCAGGGAUACUGCAUCUGUAGCGUCGUUACCGAUUCAAAUUACCGUGGUCGCGGCCUCGCCUCUGUCUUACUGAAAGGCGUUGCUGAAUGGUUAGAUGGGCCAGGGAAUGCGACGGCCAGUAUACUAUACUCGGACGUAGGAGACUUCUACGUCAGCAAAGGUUGGGAUAUUCUAGAUUCUUUCGAAUCUAUUCUAACAGUUCCCCCAUCCGUUCCACAAAAGGGGCAAGCUCAGUUUCCGGAGACGCGACCAUUAACUACAGAAGAUAUUCCCCGCCUCUGCGAGCGGGAUGUGGAAAGUUUGAAAGAUGACUUCCAAAAAUAUGAUCUCCCAAAAGACAGUGUGCUCGUGACUGUCCUACCUACUACGAACAUGAUCACCUGGCUACAAGCUCGAAUAGCAUACACGAAUAACCAGUCAUACGGCAAGACCCCAAAAGUGACAGGCAGUAUCUGCGAGAGCGCAGAAUCGUGGAUAUACUGGUACUCCGAUCUCCACCAUCGAAAGAUCAUAAUCCAGCGCGUCAAACCGCCCCGUGGCCAAGACGAAGCAACCUCGACACGGGUACUCGCCCGGCUCCUACUCGACACCAUCGAAGCGGCUGCCAAGUUGGACCUAUUAGAAGUGGAUAUUUGGAAUCCGAGCCCGGAGCUUCACAGAGCGAUGAAGCUCCUCAAUUCGGAAUUGGGAAUCAAGGUGACAAACCAAAAACGAGAAAGCGAGCACAUACCGUGCCUGAGAUGGCGAGGUGGCGAAAAGAGGUCAAUCAUUGCCUCGCCUAAUGAGUUUUAUCCAUGGAGCUAG
Daldinia vernicosa is the source of this 1134-nucleotide messenger RNA. RefSeq lists its product as uncharacterized. The coding region runs from base 1 to 1134 and encodes 377 amino acids. The transcript is spliced from 2 exons. NCBI's taxonomy places the organism in Eukaryota, Fungi, Ascomycota, Sordariomycetes, Xylariales, Hypoxylaceae. The record is from RefSeq and is a predicted model, not a curated record. Gene Ontology annotation, molecular function: acyltransferase activity, transferring groups other than amino-acyl groups.